Marchantia polymorpha subsp. ruderalis is the source of this 1429-nucleotide messenger RNA. NCBI's taxonomy places the organism in Eukaryota, Viridiplantae, Streptophyta, Marchantiopsida, Marchantiales, Marchantiaceae. The record is from the annotation of a GenBank genome assembly.
CGCCGAGUUGGCAGAUACUACCGACAUUGCAAGACACAUUUCUCUUUGGUGUCAUUGCAACAUUAUAAACAGACGAAGUACCAGACGAACUCUACAAUGAAGGAAACAGAUAGAUCGAAUCCUACUCGGUUGUAGUUGCUCAGUCAUUCGCACGUUCUUCACCUUUUGCCCCGACCAAUGUUUAUUCAUUCUGCCGCAAAGUCGGCAACAACGACAGUGGCUCUGCCGAAGGUCCAUCAGUAUUUCGUACAUCACAUGCCGGCUAUUCUCGUACCAACUAUUCUCGUACAAACGGCAGAUCCUCCGAGCAAUGUUUAUUCAUUCCACCAGAGGGAUCGGCAUCAACAACAACCGUUGCUCUCCCGAAGCUCCAUCUGUGUUUCGUACAUCACAAGGCGGCUAUUCUCGUACCAACGGCAGAUCCCCGAGCAAUGUUUAUUCAUUCCGCCAUACGGAUCGGCAACAACAACAACAACGGGGGCUCUCUCGAAGGUCCAUCUGUAUUUCGGACAUCACAAGGUGUCUAUUCUCGUUCCAACGACAGAUUCCAAAGGCCGGGAAAGUAUUUCGUAUUUCGCAAGGCGACUAUUUUCGUUCCAAUGACAGAUUCCGAAGGGCGGGGAAGGUAUUACUGUAUAAGCUGGUGCAGGCAGUCGGCUAAUUUGCUCAUUUUCCGACUGUUCCUGCGUCGGUUGUAAUUAGUAUCUUUUCCGCUGGUGAGAGCUGCAGGACAUGAGAAAGUUUCUGGUCACGACUAAAUCUUUAUAUAAUCGACGAACAGCACGUGUCACUCGUCGGGUGCACAACUCCUUCUUAACUUCUUGGAUGUGUUUCAUCGCGUCUCUCCAUUCUGUUCAGCUCAUGUUUAGACUCCGGGAUUUGGCUCGCUCGGUUUCCUACAAAGAUGACACCUCGAGAUAAUAAGACAGAUGGGAAGACCUUAUCAGGAAACAGGUCAAUACGUCCUCUAAUACCUAACAUAUCUGACUUAUCCAGGUCAACCCCUAUAUACCCCCAAGCAUCAUCUAAAUUAAAUUUCUCUCUGAUUACUAGGAAACAAAUUGUGUCAUAGUAGAUUCGACCAAGAAAGUAAAUCGAGAGUAUUAUCCCAGGGUUUGACUUAUGAUAAUCACGAGCAGCUAGAAGAAGUAAUGGCCGAGGGUAAUGCUCAAUCAUUGUCCCAGUUAUCUUUGAAAACAGGGAAUCAGAACAAUAGGAAUGACAUUUUCCAGAGAAGACUACUUCUUCGCAGUAGGUUAGCCUUAUGGCACUUCCUUUGUAGUCACCCAGAGAACAUGUAGACUUGAAAUUUUAUUUCAAACAAAUUAUGUCUUCUCGAAACUAAUACCAUGGUUCAUAUGUCAUUAAGUGAUAAACACAAACUUCCAUAGAGUAACGUUAUUUCCAAAUCAGUAUUCAUAUACAUCAG